CACAGUACCACAGUGGCUCUGAAAUCUCGGUGGCUCCAGACUUAGCGCUGAGUGAACACCCAGAGGAUGAAGGCUGUGGUUCUGGGAUGCCUACUGGGGCUGCUUUGGGGCCCUCUGGUCCAAGCCGACGUCCCUCCUCAAUCCAACUUCGACAACAGCAAGUUUCAGGGUUUAUGGUAUAUUGUGGCAGCAGCAUCUGAUGACAAAGACUUUUUGGCCAUGAAGGAUGACAUGAAGAUGGCAAUCACUUAUGUGACUCCUCUGGCCAAUGGUGACUUGUCAGUCAAGUCGGUUUACCCAGGGCCUAAUGGUGGGUGCCAGAAAGUGGAUGCCACCUUCACCAAGGGUGCAAUGCCAGGACAAUUCAGCAAUCCAGGCAUGGGCCAGGAUGACAUCAGUGUGGUGAACUCCGACUACAAACAUUACGCCAUUCUUCGCAUUAAGAUGAACAAGGGAGGCGUUCAAAGAGUAAUGAUGCAGUUGUACUGCCGCGCUCCAGAACUCUUUGCUGAAGGUGCACAAAGGAUGCAACAGUUGGCACCCAAAUUGAACCUGAACCCCAGCCAGGGCGCCAUCUUCCCUAAAUCAGAUGCGUGUAAUAAUGCCCUCCCCAAGUGACUGCUGACUUGAUUCUUGCUGGAUUUCAGGCUGAAGCCUCAAUCAUCACCUGUCCCCCUUCUUCCCCCCUUUGCAUUACUAGCCAGGCUGAGACUUUUUCCUUCCUUUCCUCCUAGAAUCUUCCUCACUGCCCUGAUAUUAAAUAAACAGAUGCUGGGAAA
Antechinus flavipes (yellow-footed antechinus) is the source of this 779-nucleotide messenger RNA. It is a transcript of the gene LCNL1, whose product is annotated as lipocalin like 1. Gene Ontology annotation, molecular function: small molecule binding. The transcript is spliced from 7 exons. The record is from RefSeq and is a predicted model, not a curated record. Lineage: Eukaryota; Metazoa; Chordata; Mammalia; Dasyuromorphia; Dasyuridae. The coding region runs from base 67 to 618 and encodes 183 amino acids.